Coregonus clupeaformis (lake whitefish) is the source of this 2728-nucleotide messenger RNA. RefSeq names its product tsukushi. The transcript has 2 exons. Gene Ontology annotation, molecular function: protein binding. The record is from RefSeq and is a predicted model, not a curated record. NCBI's taxonomy places the organism in Eukaryota, Metazoa, Chordata, Actinopteri, Salmoniformes, Salmonidae. Gene Ontology annotation, cellular component: extracellular matrix. The coding region runs from base 304 to 1362 and encodes 352 amino acids.
CAAUUUCAAAAGUGAUUAGAAAAAGGAGAGGGUUGCUGGCGGAAACCUAUCGGGACUUCAGUGCUCUGCGAAGAAGUUGCGGGGAGUCUCGUCUCGAUCUCAAAUCAGAAUAGCUAGUCGCAGCAUUGACAGUUAAUAUAAAACCUCAAGACAUCUCUCUAACUUGCCUGAACCGCACAAUGACAUGGGACUUACAAAAAUGGGAGCGGAGGUUGAGUCUCAUGCAGGAUUCCUUGGCGCGGUGAAGUAAACUGUAUUGUCCAGGCGAGCCAACUGUCUAAAUUCGUAUUUGAUGUCAAGAGCAUGAUGGCGUUCCUCCUGUGUGUUAGCCUGUGGAUGCUCCUGGCUGUCCAUGGCCAGGCUGGAGCUGUGAAGAACUGCCACCCGGGUUGCCACUGUGAGGUGGAGAGCUUCGGCCUGUUCGACAGCUUCAGCCUGACCAGGGUAGACUGCAGGGGAGUGGGCCCCAGCACCAGCCCCAUCUCCAUCCCCCUGGACACUGCCCACCUGGACCUGUCCUCCAACUCCAUGUCCCUGCUGACCGACACCAUGCUCUCUGGGCCUGGCUAUACCACCUUGAUCAGCCUGGACCUCAGCAACAACCGCAUCUCCAUGGUCAGCCCAAAGGCCCUGUCCAGGCUGCGCUACCUGGAGUCUCUGGACCUCAGCCACAACUCCCUGGAGGGCCUGGACAAGGGCUGCUUCUCUGGCCUCCCCCUGGCCGAGGUGGACCUCAGCCACAACCGCUUCCAGGAGUUUGACCUGGACAUGUUCAUCACUAAAGGUCACGGAGAGCCAAUCAGCGUGGAUCUGUCUCACAACCGGCUGACGGUGAUCUCCAGGAGUUCCUCUAGGAGCCCCUUGCUACAUGUCCAGAGCCUGACUCUAGCAGCCAACCAGCUGACGGCCGUGCCCAAGCUAAAAGGCAUCCCGCUGAGGGACCUAAGCCUGGAUGGGAACAGCAUCUCCCGCAUUGAGGAGGGGGCCUUUGAGGACCUCAAGGACCUGGUUCACCUGUCCCUCAGUGGACUUCCUGAGCUCUCUGACAUCCAGCCUAACCGUUUCAGAGGUCUACAGAGCCUUCAGGUCUUGGACCUGUCCAACAACGCCAAGCUAAAGACACUGAACCCAGCUGUGUUCAGUGGACUUGUGUCUCUACAGGAGCUCAAUCUGUCCAACUCUGGAGUAACGUCAUUGCCAAAUAACAUGCUAAGUCACUUGCCAAGCAUCAAGAGUAUUACCCUGGGCCAGAAUAUCAAUUGUUGGAGGACUCAAAAGCAGGGCCAGUUUCACAGGCAGCUUGGACAGGAACAGAACCAUGACGAGGUGCUGACCUGUGAUGUUGAAGGGAUUGUCUUGUGAUUGUGUUGGGAUCGUUGCCUUCAGUAUGGACAUCUAGCUAGCACAUUAGUGCUAAAACUGUGCCUUAUAUCACUAUAUGCAAAGAACACUUUUUGUUAUUGCCACCAAACAUGAUAAUUACUAUUUGAACAGUUUUGUUUAAAUUUAAAUUCAAAGAUUAGUAUUUUACUUUUAUUCCAAAGACCUGAGGUAUUUAUAUUAAUCCACUGUUGAUACUAUCACGUCAUGCUUGCUAUGCAUAAAGCAUGUCUUUCAACUACAGUAACAAGCCAGCAAUAGCAUUGAUGGAUAUUGUCUUAACCAUUUAGCUUUUCCUCUUCCAAUUUUGAAGGUGGUUUUAGGAUCUGGAAAUAAAAAAAGAUACCUCAGCCACUAGGAAAAAUAUUGUUAUAUUCCAUAACAAUCAUCAGAUCUUUGAAGUAUACACUAUGCAAGGACCACUCUUAUGUCAGACCGAAAGGUAAACAUCCUAUGUAGAGUAUAUAGUUACGUAUGUCUAGCAUAGGAGGCUGGUGGGAGGAGCUAUAGGAGGACGGGCUCAUUGUAACGGCUGGAAUGGAAUUAAUGGAAUGUAGUAAAACGUGGUUUCCAUAUGUUCCAUUUAUUCCAUUCCAGCCGUUACAUUGAGCAUGUCCUACUAUAACUCCUUCCACCAGCCUCCUCUGGUGUCUCGUUAUCAUUUCAAUCAGAUAUUAAGUGGACGCAUUCUCCUGCUAUCUUGCUCAGUCAUGUUUACAUGGCCUAAGACCUGGAAGCCAACAUUGCCUGUUCUGUUUCAAAGAGCAGUUACACAACUGAGGUUGAAAUGUAAUCUGAACAAAUCAAUGCAGAAACAAAUUCAUGAAUGUCACCCAGGGGUUUUUCGCUGCUCCGUUAUUGAAUCAGUUUCCCAUGACCGUGACCAUUUAUUUCAAAACAUAAAAUGGUCUCCCUGUACUUGUAUUAGACACAGACAUGUUUUGUACUGUAUUUUAAUCUCUUCUGACAGAGAAGUAAGUGUGUGUUUUAACUGAAACGCUAUACGCCAUGUAAUUUGAUACAUUGUAUUAUUCACCCUACUUUGAAAGGUAAAAAAUGUCGCAGCUAUUCUACAGCAUCAACUUUGGAUCUACAUUGGCCAAAAUCUUUCAGAUAUUCUGUGCAACAACAACUGCAUGUUUGAACACCUGCCUUGGUUGCUGUCCCUGUGGUAUAAUAUGGACCGAAAGAGACAAUCAGCCUCAUAACUACACAUGAGCUGUUUUGAAUGUUAAACAUCUGCGUAAAGAUUUUAUAUUUCUUUAUCAAUAGUGUAUACACUGAGUGUACAAAACAUUAAGAACACCUUCCUAAUAUUGAGUUGCACCCCUGAACACCCCCCCCUCAG